This is a messenger RNA of Oryzias melastigma (Indian medaka), 1467 nucleotides long. It is a transcript of the gene cdo1, whose product is annotated as cysteine dioxygenase, type I. The transcript is spliced from 5 exons. Gene Ontology annotation, biological process: L-cysteine catabolic process. The coding region runs from base 78 to 683 and encodes 201 amino acids. Gene Ontology annotation, molecular function: cysteine dioxygenase activity; ferrous iron binding. The record is from RefSeq and is a predicted model, not a curated record. NCBI's taxonomy places the organism in Eukaryota, Metazoa, Chordata, Actinopteri, Beloniformes, Adrianichthyidae.
CGCGUGAAGUUGGUAGAAGAAGGAGUAGUUUGGAGAGGAGCGCGCGCGCACAGAGAACCCCCCUCUGCAGCACAGAGAUGGAGCAAACCGAGCUGGUGAAGCCCGAAACUCUGGACGAGCUGAUCAAAACUCUGCACCAGAUCUUCCAGAGUGACCGCAUCAACGUGGAGGAGGUGCAGAACCUCAUGGAAUCCUAUGAGAGCAAGCCUCACGAGUGGAGGAAAUACGCAAAGUUUGACCAGUACAGGUAUACGAGGAACCUGGUUGAUGAAGGCAACGACAAGUUCAAUCUUAUGAUUCUCUGCUGGGGUGAAGGUCACGGAAGUAGCAUCCACGAUCACACAAACUCCCACUGUUUCAUGAAGCUGCUGCAGGGCCACCUCAAGGAGACGCUUUUUCAAUGGCCGGACGGCAAGUCGCAGGGAGACAUGGUCACCAAGUCCCAGAGAGUCCUCCAAGAAAACAAGGUUGCUUACAUCAAUGACUCCAUCGGUCUGCACCGCGUGGAAAACGUCAGCCACACAGAGUGCGCAGUGAGUCUGCACCUGUACAGCCCUCCGUUUGAGACCUGCCAGACUUUUGACCAGCGGACGGGACACAAGAACACGGUCAAGAUGACCUUCUGGAGCAAACACGGAGAAAGAACUCCAUUUGAAACCACAGUUUCGCAGGAAAACAACUGAUGGAGGACGAUGAUUUGAAAAUAUCAUGAAGCUAUUUUCUCGGAAACUGCUGGUGGGGAGCAAAGUUCGGACCAACCAACGACGACAAAGCAACCCAUUUUCAAAUCAAGAGUGGGCUUGUUCAAAAGGACAACCCGCUAAUUAGAAUGGCUUUAUCGCUGCUCAGUGUGAGCUUGGCAAAUACUGAUGAGCACAGGACGAAUGCAUGAAUGGGCUCGGACAUGGAUUGAAUCUGCCUUUUGUUUGCUGGGCCCGAAGAGACCCUUUUUCCAAUAACAACAUUCCUGUCCAUCCUGUGCAACCACACAGUUCUGGCCCACUCUGAAAAUGUAGAAAAAAAAGAGAGAAAACAUUGCUGUAAUAGAGUAAAAAUGAUAUUCUGCAAAAAAUCAAGAAGUUUUAUUGUACUUCCUGGUGAUUUACCACUCAAAUUGUUGAAAACUGUCAAGGAAAGUGGCAAUAUUUGUACAGUUUAAACUACAAAUGUUUGUUUUUUUUUGUCUUAAAAUGUAAAGCUUUAGUGUUGUUUGCGAUGCUUGUAAUUUAUUUGCUGGUUUUUGUUUUUCUUUUUAGUGAAGAUGUCUAUAAAUCAAAAGAAACUCUUAAAUGUUAAUGUAGAUUUAAUAUUUUUGCAUUUAUGUAAGCUUGAGAGAAACCUCUCUCAGGAUUUUGCCACCGUUUGAUUGGAGCUGUACAUAAACGGUCCGAUAUCUCAUCGCUGUCAUUACACACACGUGAUGCUGUAAUAAAAUUGUAGAGCAUUAAACACCCUCGUCCUUUCAUA